This is a messenger RNA of Iphiclides podalirius (scarce swallowtail), 1101 nucleotides long. The record is from the annotation of a GenBank genome assembly. NCBI's taxonomy places the organism in Eukaryota, Metazoa, Arthropoda, Insecta, Lepidoptera, Papilionidae.
AUGGAGGGUGGGAGCGGUCUGAAGGGAAAUGGAGAUAACCUAGGCUACCUGCUUUGUAAAUACCGUCAAGGUCGUUUCCGGUUGUCUUUCGAAGCUUACGUAGAAGCUGACAAACUGGAAAAAUAUCCUGAUGCUGAAAUUUACUGUGGCUUGGCCGAGUGCUCGUGGAACCUGGGCGAUGUGGAGCGCGGAGUGGAGUGGGCGAGGGCUGCGGUGCAGGCGGGAGGCGGCGAGAGAGCGGGCGCUCUGUUGGCCAGGCUAUACUUGGCCAGUGACCAAGUCGAGGCCGCCCUACAAGCCUACGAUCAGGCCAUUGCCGCGGGAGCGUGCAGCGCUGACACCCUAGCGGCCGCUGGGGCGCUACGGCUGCGCUCUGGUGACCCCCGCAGCGCGUUCCAACUUCUGGGGGCCGCGUUGGCUCAGCAACCCAGCCAGCACGGGGCGGCCCUGGCGCUCGCAGCGAUGCUAAUGCAACAUGGGGACGAGGAGGCGGCCCUGGCGCGUCUCAAGGUGGCCCUGUCCGCCCACCCCGCUUGCGUAGCGGCGCAUUCGAACCUGGGGCUAGUUCUGUUGGCGAAGAGGAAGUACGUCGCCGCCCUGACGUGUCUCCAACGCGCUGCGUGCGCGGCGCCCCUCAGCGCGCGGGCCGCCCACAAUCUAGCAAUAGGGCUGCUAGCAUGCAAACGCCCGGUCUCCGCUUUUUGCAGGCUGGCAACCGCCGCCUCGCUACAGCCGAAGCAGCCCUACACAGUGCUGCUGCUGGCGGUGGCUCUGGAGCGGCUGGGAGACGAGCGGGCUGAUGCGGCGUACUCCAGGGCUAUGGCGCUCCGCCCCCAAGACCCUCUCCUGGCCCUCAACGUGGCGGCGAGGCAUGCUAGAGCCUCCCGCCUUACCGAGGCGGCAUCAGCGGCCGCCCACACCGCGCGGCUGCUCCUGAUAAACCCUGACCCUCAGCUGUCCAGCUCUUUAUCGGUGCUGCUGAGCCAGUUGCGCGACGCUGGGGUCGAAGUGACGGAGUUGUCUGAUGCUGCAACGGAACCUGCCACCGCAUCCGAGCAACCGGACACGCCGGACGACGACCGAUUCGCACCAGACGAAGUU